AUGGGUUCCCUUUCAUACCGCGAUGCCAUCUCCAUCCUUCAAUUGAUUGCUUUCCUGCCCUCUUUUUUUGUGGCAGCUUUCUUAGUCUUCCGCCAUGGUAUACGCACCAGUGGUGGCUUUAUCUUCCUCGUUAUCUUCUCAAUUGCCCGCAUUGUCGGCGCAUGCUGCGAAUUGGCCACUAUCAAAAACCCCUCUACCGGUCUCUAUACCGCUGCCGCCAUUUGCAGCUCCAUCGGACUGUCCCCACUCCUGAUGACAUGCUCGGGUCUGCUAUCAAGAGCAAAUCUAUCCAUGCUCCCCGCACCCAUUUCUAGGCUCGCCUUCUCGCUUUUCCGAAUCGUCACCAUCGUAGCGUUGGCACUGACGAUCUCCGGUCUGACGGGGCACAUGACCGUGGAGGGCAUGGAACAUCCCAACACAACGGUCAAGGUCGGCAUGGUCCUGUACGUUGUCAGUUGGGUUGCUCUAUGCGCGAUACUGGGGGUUCUUUUCGUGUGCCGCUCUUCCUUCGCACAAGGCGAGAAACGUGCCCUGCUGGCUGUGGCAAUCUCGGCCCCUUUGUUGCUUGUGCGCAUUAUUUAUGCCAUGCUGGUUUUCUUCCUUGCCAACUCAACGUUUAACGCGCUGAAUGGCAACAACACAGCUCAGCUGUUUAUGUCUGUGUUGGUGGAGAUUGGUGUGGUGGUUGUCUGCUUGGUUAUUGGGUUUACAUUGAAGGUUCGCAAACCGAGCCAGGACUUCAAGUCUAUUCCUGUUAGGGAGAUGGCAUAG
Aspergillus steynii IBT 23096 is the source of this 771-nucleotide messenger RNA. RefSeq lists its product as uncharacterized. NCBI's taxonomy places the organism in Eukaryota, Fungi, Ascomycota, Eurotiomycetes, Eurotiales, Aspergillaceae. The transcript has 2 exons. The record is from RefSeq and is a predicted model, not a curated record. The coding region runs from base 1 to 771 and encodes 256 amino acids.